This is a messenger RNA of Temnothorax curvispinosus, 2015 nucleotides long. RefSeq names its product tryptophan 5-hydroxylase 1 (gene Trhn). Gene Ontology annotation, molecular function: iron ion binding; tryptophan 5-monooxygenase activity. Bases 150 to 1790 code for a protein of 546 amino acids. The record is from RefSeq and is a predicted model, not a curated record. Gene Ontology annotation, cellular component: neuron projection. Lineage: Eukaryota; Metazoa; Arthropoda; Insecta; Hymenoptera; Formicidae. Gene Ontology annotation, biological process: aromatic amino acid metabolic process; serotonin biosynthetic process. The transcript has 12 exons.
UUAAAGACAGCGAACCGUCAAUCAGUCGCGAAACCGUCUGUCGCGUCGUGCAAAAUAUUAAAAGAGAUAAAUCUCGUUGAUAAACGGAAUUACCGACAAAAAAAAGAACUCCUCGUUGAUUCGCGAAUUCGUUUGUCGCAAAAGUCAUUAUGAGUGGGUCGGGGAAGAGUCUUCUCGGGGUGUGGCUGUACAGGAGAGGCGAGAGUUGGGCCGUCAAAGAAGGAAGUCCGCUACACAAAUCGCGCGACGUAUGUUGCCGCGACGAUAUCCCCGAGAGUGAGAAUAAUCCGACUAGUGGCAACAAGAAUUCCGUGAUAUUUUCCUUGAAGAAUCAGGUCGGUGGCUUAGCACGAGCACUUCAAGUGUUUCAGGAUUUAGGCAUAAAUGUCGUGCACAUCGAAUCGAGGAAGUCGCUGCGCCGCGGCUCCGAGUACGAUAUCAUGGUGGAUGUCGAGUGCGACUCGAAGAGGAUGGAGCAAUUGAUGAAGAUGCUGAGCCGCGAAGUGGCGGCUAUCAAUCUCGCCCAUUACGAGCAAAUCGGAAGUAUACCACGCGCGCCUUCUCUUUCGACCGCGACGAGCUUCGAUUUUAGCGAGGUAGACAUGCCCUGGUUCCCGCGGAAGAUAUCGGACCUCGAUCGGGCGCAAAAAGUUCUCAUGUACGGAUCGGAAUUGGACGCGGAUCAUCCCGGUUUCAAGGAUACCGUGUAUCGUAAACGCCGCGAGGAGUUCGCUGAUAUUGCUUAUAAUUACAGGCAUGGUCAACCGAUACCGAGAGUGCAGUACACGCCGGAUGAGAUCAGAACUUGGGGAACCGUUUUCCGCGAACUGCAUCACCUUUAUCAAAAAUAUGCGUGCAAGGAAUAUCUGGAAAAUUGGCCGAAGCUGGUCAAGUAUUGUGGAUACAGAGAAGACAAUAUACCACAACUGCAGGAUAUAAACGUUUUCCUGAAGCGAACGACCGGAUUUCAACUUCGCCCAGUCGCGGGAUAUCUGACACCGCGGGAUUUCCUCUCCGGCCUCGCUUUCCGAGUGUUUCACUGCACGCAGUAUAUUCGACACUCUUCCGAUCCAUUUUACACGCCGGAGCCAGAUUGCUGUCACGAAUUGCUGGGCCACAUGCCGCUGCUCGCGAACCCAAGCUUCGCGCAAUUCUCUCAAGAACUCGGUCUGGCUUCUCUCGGCGCGUCGGACGAAGAUAUAGACAAACUGGCGACCCUGUACUUCUUCACGGUGGAGUUCGGUCUGUGCAAGCAAGACGGUAUGCUGCGCGUUUACGGGGCCGGUCUGCUGUCGUCGGUGGCGGAACUGCGACACGCGGUCACCACCCCCGAGAAGACCAUGAGAUUCGAACCGGACGUCACUUGCAAGCAGGAAUGCAUCAUCACCGCGUUCCAAAAUGCGUAUUAUUACACGGACAGCAUAGAGGAGGCAAAGGAGAAAAUGCGCGCGUUCGCUAAUCAGAUUCAACGACCCUUCGGGAUACGCUACAACCCGUACACUCAGUCAGUGGAGGUGCUUACGGACGCCCAAAAGAUCACGGCGGUGGUCACCGAGCUGCGGGGCGAUCUUUGCAUAGUAUCGAACGCCCUGAAAAAGAUCCAUGAGCAGGACGACACCGUCGACGUCGAAAGAAUAACGAGCCUGCUGACGCACGGCAUCGACUUGCCGCAGGACAGCGGCAACUCGUCCUCGGACAGCGACGAUAGUCCCAACGCCGAGGAGACUCGUCCUCGGGAAGAUCAGCAAUUGCGUCACGACGAUGAAGAUGCCAUCAAUGUAAAAAAUUAAAUGGCAUCAUUCUUGAUAUCGCAGACUCAUUAAAUCCUAGAAACGCUUAAAAGGACCGGCGUAAAGCUUUAGAAAUGGAUUCUCUGACGAAAUCAACAGAAAUGCAAAAAUCUCUUUGGUGUCUUACAUGAAGAUGUCGUAGAAUUAUAGACAUAAAAAGUAAGCUAAAGAUAAUUAUUUUGAGAAGAAAACUCAAAAUAUUAAAAAUAUAUUAAAAUAUUAAAA